CGAGAGAGAGAGAGAGAGAGAGGAGAGAGGGGAGAGUGAGCUGUGCUUGAUUUUGAACUAAAGACAAGGCGGUCUUUAAAAUCUAUCCUUUCUGUCACUUUGCUUUUAGACUGGUGUCGUUUUUGGGCAGAAUUGAGGGCGUAGUUUAGGCUAGUGGAAUAGAAGAGGAUAGAAAUAGCAAAAACUAGGAGACACAGGGGAGAAACCAGGAGAGAGAGAGAGAGAGAGAGAGAGAGAGAGAGAGAGAGAGAGGAGUGAUUAAUCACUGAGGAGUUUUAGGCCAUGAAUUGAUUCAGUGUUCAGAGGCCUCUGAGAUUUGGUAGAUAUACAUUUUGUUUGUGAAGGUUUGGCGAUGGACCUUCCCGAGUCUACCAAAGUUGUAUACAAUAGGAUCCAGAAACUAGAGCCAGAAAACGUCUCUAAAAUCCUCGGAUAUAUCCUGAUACAAGAGAAUGCUGAUCGCGACAUGAUCCGUCUGGCCUUCAGCCCGGAUAAUUUGCUCCACUCUCUGAUUAACAAAGUCAAAACCCGCCUUGGAUUAACCUCCACAGCACCAAUUUCCGCUCCCAUUUCCCCACCUCAGUUGAUCCCAAACCAGCCCUUGGAUAUCCCCCUACAGUUCGUGCAUUUCUCCCAAUCCCCAUCUCGCCCCUUCUCAUCGCCUGCUAGUCUAAGAGCUAACCAUCCUUAUACUGUGGAAUUUGCGCCACCCAUUUACGCUGAUUCAGCUGCCAAUCGUGACUACCACCUGCAAAACCAACUUCAGUUUCUAUCACUGGAAGAUCGUUUGGAUAACUCUGUUGGUUCGGAUUUCUCUAGCAGCAAUUACUAUUGCCCAGAACCGGCAUUAGGCCCUAGAACCAGGAGGUCUCCAAGCUUGCCUGAAUUUCCUCUCAAGGUUUGCCAUUACUAUAUCAAGGGUUUCUGCAAGCACGGAAACAACUGUAGGUAUUUCCACCCCACCCCAGAAAGCUUCUCUCAGAUGCUCAACAACCCUAGUUCAAGCGUGUUUUAUAAUGAAGACAAUUUUUUCUCACCUGGGUCUCUUGAGAAGUUAGAGUUGGAAAUCACUGAGCUUUUGAAAUCAAGGAGAGGGUUUCCUGUUUCGAUUGCCUCUUUGCCAAUGUUGUAUUAUGAGAAAUAUGGGAAGAGUUUGCAGGCUGAGGGCUACCUCACUGAGAGCCAGAGACACGGUAAGGCUGGCUAUAGCCUUACCAAACUUCUUGCUCGAUUGAAGAACAACAUUCGUCUUAUUGACAGACCUCAUGGCCAGCAUUCGGUAAUUUUGGCUGAAGAUUUUCCGAAAUAUAUGGAGUUCAAUGGGGAAAGAAGUGAUCAUGGGGGGAUUGAUGCCAGUUCUCGGCAGAUUUAUCUUACUUUUCCAGCUGAGAGCACAUUUACGGAGCAAGAUGUUUCCAACUACUUCAACAAGUAUGGGCCUGUUCAAGAUGUGAGGAUUCCUUGCCAACAGAAGAGGAUGUUUGGGUUUGUGACCUUUGUUUUUGCCGAGACAGUCAAGCAGAUUUUGACAAAGGGAAAUCCUCAUUUCGUAUGCGGUGCUCGUGUUCUGGUGAAACCUUACAGGGAGAAGUCAAGGCUUAUUGACAGGAAAUAUGUGGACAAAAUGCAGCACUCCAUGUACAAUGGCUCACCCUUUGAUGAUCAAGAACCUGAGCUUCACUCAAUGCCUCAAGUUUGCGACAAUUCAACAUUAAUCAGGCAUAAACUUAUGGAAGAACAUCAGGCACUUGAACUAGAGAGAAAGCAUCUCUCAGAUAUGCAAUUAGCACCCAAAGCCAAAAACCAUCACCAGUACUUUGGCUACUCAAUGGAUGAGUUGAAGCUGCCUAAAGCGCGUGCAGAACAAACAGACUUCCCAUCUGCUGACCAUUUCAGUUAUAUGCUGGAUGUGCUGAACAAUGGUUCUACCGCUGACGACAAAGUUAGGCUCAUAAAUACCCGUUACGAUGACCAGGAGAGCAGUCAAGGACUUAAUCUUCCAGACAGCCCAUUUGCAGCUCCAAUAGGGAGUGGCAUCUCAACAGUGACAUAGACUCGGACAGAAACAGAGAAGAACUAUAGAGAUAGAGGAAUGAAGUUCAAGGCCAUUUCAACAGGUUGGACACAGAAACACAAAACUCUCUUCUUACAUCUUUCUUUCCUUUUUCCCAUUUCCAUCAGAUAGUCUCGGACUCGUCAGUCGGUAUUUCGCUGCCUGUUCAUAUCCAGUAGAGGAGAAAUAACAUAUCCCGAGGAAGCAAAAAGAAGCAUAUGGUAUAGAUACAUGUAAAGAGGCUUUUUUGUUGAUGUUAGUAAACUUAACCACAGGAAGCAAGCAAGAAAGCUUGAGGGUUUUUAGCAGAGGAUGUAAGUAUAGUUUUCUUUGCAUGGCUUAAGAAAGGAACUAGUGCAGUAUGCAGGGUUGCUAAGAGGACUGGAAAAAAAAUAUGUAGCGAUCUCCGCAACUCCAGAAACCAGAUGCUAAUAAUAGUUUUUAUUUUAGACA
Molecule: messenger RNA, 2506 nt
Organism: Rhododendron vialii
Lineage: Eukaryota; Viridiplantae; Streptophyta; Magnoliopsida; Ericales; Ericaceae
Product: zinc finger CCCH domain-containing protein 18
Exons: 8
Coding region: 353-2053 (566 amino acids)
Molecular function (GO): RNA binding; metal ion binding
Source: RefSeq, a predicted model, not a curated record